Messenger RNA from Prorocentrum cordatum, 1054 nucleotides. The record is from the annotation of a GenBank genome assembly. NCBI's taxonomy places the organism in Eukaryota, Dinophyceae, Prorocentrales, Prorocentraceae.
AUGAUGCACGGGAGAAGCUGCUCGACGGUGUGCUCCAAGGCGAAGGCCAUGCCAAAGCUGAAGAUCGAGCACACCUUCUCGUGCGAGUUCUGCCCGAACAAGAGGAAGUGGAUCACCGAGAACUUCCCCGAGGUGCCCUACCUGUUCGGCGACAUCCAGGAGCUGCCAAAAGGCCGGGCCUGGAACUACAUAACGGAGAAGGAAGUGCAGGUGCCGUCGGUGGACAUUUUGAUUGCCGGCUUUGUCUGUAAGUCAGUGUCCCUCGAGAAUAACGAACGCGAGAAGUUCGCGAACUGCAUCAAGGAUGCGUGCGGCUUGACAGGAAUCACCUUCCAGGGCAUGAUCCAGUACGUCGCCAAAUAUCAGCCGGCGGUGGUCAUCUGCGAAAACGUCGAAGGCCUGACCAGGAGGAACCGCGGGGCGGAGCCGGUGGUCAACCACGUCAGGGACGAGUUCGUGUCUCACGGCUACGCGUUCGAGCACAAGGUGCUCAACUCACGGGACUAUCUCCUCCCGCACAGGCGCAACAGGUGUUGGAUGUGGGCCUUCCGCGGCCAGCACCACCAGGGCUCCGCCGAGCUCGCGGGCGAAGACGUGCUUGCGCUGGGCCAAGAGAAGUUCUGGAAGAUGAGCUCGUUCUUCCGGAAAGUGAAGGCCAACGACGACAACAGCCGGCCGUUGGUACCGCGCGAGCGCGCCGUGUUGCGCAAGGUGCUGUCGAGGCUGUCGCCGGCGCAGCGCAAGGAGGACCUCGUGGUGGACGUCGGCAAGUCCGUGGACCGGCUGCACUACUGCGUGGGCGGCGCCGCCCCAUGCGUGGUUCCCAACUCGCGCACGUACAGGGUCAGGCAGGAGAAGGUCCUAUCGCCGGAGCAGUGCCACGCGGUGCAGGGGAUCUUCAAGUCGGACUUCCCUGCGCUCAAGAGAUGGGCGAAGGAGAAGAAGACAGUCACGCGCGACCUUGCGGGCAACGCCUUCUCCACCACCGUCUGCAUGGCGGUGGCCCUCGUGGCGCUGUGCCACGGCCCGCUCCCGCGCACAAGCGGCAUGAGGC